Messenger RNA from Cavia porcellus (domestic guinea pig), 3503 nucleotides. RefSeq names its product caspase 2 (gene Casp2). NCBI's taxonomy places the organism in Eukaryota, Metazoa, Chordata, Mammalia, Rodentia, Caviidae. Gene Ontology annotation, biological process: regulation of apoptotic process; proteolysis. The record is from RefSeq and is a predicted model, not a curated record. Gene Ontology annotation, molecular function: cysteine-type endopeptidase activity. Bases 202 to 1467 code for a protein of 421 amino acids. The transcript is spliced from 11 exons.
CCACGAUUGGUCAUGUAUGGAAGAUUCCAUGUACACAAAAGUGGGGGGCCAGUUUUACCUAUAAACAGGGUGGAGUGUGACCAGCGCCCCUUGAAGAGCGCCCUCUAGUGCAGAAACUCCCCCUGGACCCAGCCGAUCAGCUCUGAGCCAGUAAGAAGUCCAGCCUCAAACGUCUCCGCAAAGAUAGUAGGAGCCUGCGGCAUGCAUCCUGACCAUCAGGAAACUCUAAAAAGGAACCGAGUGGUCCUGGCCAAGCAGCUGUUGCUGAGUGAACUGUUAGAACACCUGCUGGAGAAGGACAUCAUUACUUUGGAAAUGCGAGAGCUCAUCCAGGCUAAAGUGGGCAGUUUCAACCAGAAUGUGGAACUCCUCAACUUGUUGCCCAAGAGGGGUCCUGAGGCUUUUGAUGCUUUCUGUACAGCACUAAGAGAGACAAAGCAGGGUCACCUAGAAGAUCUGUUGCUCACAACCCUCUCUGAUCUUCAGCACGUACUUCCACCGUUGAGCUGUGACUAUGAUGUGAGUCUCCCUUUCCCAGUGUGUGAGUCCUGUUCACCUCACAAGCAGCUCCGCCUGUCAUCAGAUGUGGUAGAGCACUCUCUAGAUAAUGGUGAUGGUCCUCCUUGCCUCCAGGUGAAGCCUUGUACCCCUGAGUUUUAUCAAACACAUCACCAGCAGGCCUAUCGGUUGCAGUCCCGGCCUCGAGGCCUGGCACUGGUGCUGAGCAAUGUGCACUUCACCGGCGAGAAAGACUUGGAGUUGCGCUCUGGAGGGGAGGUGGACUAUAGUACCUUGGUCACCCUCUUCAAGCUUCUGGGCUAUGAUAUCCAUGUCCUGCAUGACCAGACUGCACAGGAAAUGCAAGAGAAACUCCAGAGUUUUGCACAGUUACCUGCACACCGGGCCACAGACUCCUGUGUUGUGGUGCUUCUCUCGCAUGGUGUGGAGGGCAGCGUCUACGGUGUGGAUGGCAAACUGCUGCAGCUCCAAGAGGUUUUUCGGCUUUUUGACAAUGCCAAUUGCCCGAGCCUGCAGAACAAGCCGAAGAUGUUCUUCAUCCAGGCCUGCCGUGGAGAUGAGACUGAUCGUGGGGUUGACCAGCUAGAUGGAAAAGACCAUGCAACGUCCCCUGAGUGCGAGGAGAGUGACGCUGGUAAAGAGGAGCUGCUGAAGAUGAGAUUGCCCACGCAGUCGGAUAUGAUAUGUGGCUAUGCCUGCUUGAAAGGAACUGCUGCCAUGCGUAACACUAAACGGGGAUCCUGGUACAUUGAGGCGCUCGCUCAGGUGUUCUCUGAGAGGGCCUGUGACAUGCAUGUGGCCGACAUGCUAGUUAAGGUGAAUGCCCUUAUCAAGGAGCGUGAGGGCUACGCCCCUGGCACAGAGUUCCACCGAUGCAAGGAAAUGUCGGAGUACUGUAGCACUCUGUGCCGUCCCCUCUACCUGUUCCCGGGGUACCCUCCCACGUGAUGCCACUUCCCUGUUGGCCAUGCUGUUGGAGGCCUUGGACUGCCAGAGGAUGUCAGAGCCUUUUCUCUUCAGGACACAUGGUUUCUGUUUUGCCCCCUCAGGGAUAUGGGACUCCCCCAGGCAUGUUUCCUGUGCCCAUCAUUGCCACCUUUGCGAAUAGGACUCUAGACCUGCUCCUCCUGUGUGAAGCACUCUGCUUUAGGGCCGGUUCUGGCUGGACUAAUUGCCGGCUGCAGAAAAAGAGCCUGGCAAGUGAUGCUGUGGACUCAGUAUCAUCAUGGGGAGAAGGCAGGGGGGUUCCCCAAUGUUUGUGUUAUUUCUGCCCCCCAGGCUUUUGUCAGGAGCACUUUGGUCAUUACUUGUGUUAUGUUAGUUGAGGAGAUUGCCUCCUAUCUGUUCUUUGAUUUGCGUGACCCCAUUUGUCCCCAGAGUGAGAGCUUGGAAGGUGUCCCAGUUUAAUGUAGACACUUCUGUUUGGCUUUGAAGAAGCAAACAUAACUGAGAUCCACCCUGCUGCUGUGAGCAGAAGUGCCUGUGGUUCCUUCAGGACUGCCAGCCCCAGGGAAGGACAACCUUUGAACACCUCCACCCUCAGUUCUUUUGGGCUCUAGCUGCCCAGCCUUUCAACAGAGGUAGGGUCCUCGUGCCUCGCUCGCCCCGGAAGUCUUAAAGGGCUUCCACAGUCACUCCCUGAGCUGUUCCUGAAAGGAACCUUGUGAGGAGUGUUGGCAGAAUGCGGGGAGGAAGGGCACGGCUCCUCUCCCUGUGACCUUUCUCCCUCCUGCAGGGUGUCCCUUUUUCCUCCUUUUAUUUUCAUGCACUUAAACUUCAGCUUCCCAGGUGUUACCACUCCACUUCAUGUCCCUCUCCCUUUUACCUUGGUUCUCUUCUGCCCCCUUGCCUAUCUGAAACUGUCUUGCAUGGGUCAGAUUUCUGCUCAAGUGUGUAAUGUGCUACCUUCUUCCAGCCUCCUGCUUCAGAGUCAGACCCCUUUGGUUUUAUGUGAGCAUUGCUCCUCUUUAUCUCUGCUUCAGUGAAACCCUGCUAUUCUUUAAAGAUCUUUUUUUUUUUUUUUUGUUCCGGGAAUUGAAGGACCUUCUUUUUCAUUUCUGUUCCUACCCUCUUCAAUCUAUUCUUUACAUAACAGUUUUUGGCUUUUAAAUGCAAAUGUAAUGCCACUCUGCUGCUUGGAACUCUUGCCUUCCCUUCUACACCUUGUAUAAAACACAAAAUCCUUGUCCCUGAUUCAUGAGACCUGGCUUUGCCUUGUCCUUUAAUCUCACUAACAGGUGAUUUCUCAUUAUGUUCUGGCCCCAGUGACCUCAGCCCAUUUUCUCCAGCACAUUGAGCUCUCCAUUCCCACUCCAUUCUGGCUGGGGAAGCAUCUUAUUCUUUGUGGAGCCCUUCCAAGCCAUUCUGUCUGUGGACAGCCCUCUCCCUUUCCUACUGCAUCCUGGUUAAUUCCUUCGUUGCACUUAUGUGAUUUGUAAUUAUAUAUAUGUUUAGUUUACUAGUUCAUUUUGCCGCCUUUACUAGGCUACAGGCUUGAAGAGGGCCGAAAUCUGGCUCUUUUAGCAGUAUGUACCCAGUACCUGGCACAUACUGGUCCUCCAUAAAUGUUUAUGAAAGAGGGAAGAAAGAAGCACCCAACCAUAGCUAAAAUCCUUUUUGACAGAAUUUCCCUUUUGAUCAUAUAGAGUUUAGUAUUUGUACCCUUUUUAAGUUUUUCCAGGUGUUUUUUUUUUCUGGGUGUUUUGUUUUUAUCCACUGGUAUUUUUAGCUUCUUGAAGAAGUUUCAGGUGUGAGAUAACUUCCUUCACAUCUCAGAGUGCCUAGCAAAGCGCUAGGCCAAUAGCAGUCAAGGUGCUUGAUAAAUGUUUGUUCUGUGAGCCAGAUGGUUUGAAGACUUGGUGUCAAGUCCUGCCUUUUUGGUCUGUAUAGGAUGGAUGUAUUUUAGUGAUACAACCUCCCCAUUUUCCACUGCCAAGACUUUUUUGUAUAGCUAUCAGGUGCCAAAUAAAUGUUCCUAUUUGUUA